GAUAUGAAAUAAAUAAAUUCGGUCUGCAUACGGACAAGACGAAAAUAGAUGCAAUUGUGGGAGCGCCCCGUCCUACUAAUACAACGCAACUUAAAAGUUUUAUGGGUCUAGUGAACUUUUAUUCUAAAUUUUGUAUAAAUAUGAGCGAUAUACUUAAGCCACUGUAUGAUUUAUUAAAAAAGAAUGUUACAUGGGAAUGGACGGAUAUGUGUGAUAGGGCAUUUGCAAAAAUAAAAAAGGUGCUGAGUAGUUCUCCUGUGCUCGCGCAUUACGAUCCUAAGCGUGCGUUGAUUCUUUCAGUGGAUAGCAGCGCGUACGGGGUGGGCGCGGUGUUGACGCAGCGCGACGCGGCCGGCGCGGAGCGGCUGCUGUGCGCGGCGAGUCGUACAUUAAAUUCAGCAGAGACUAAUUAUUCACAAUUAGAUAAAGAAGCUUUGGCGAUCGUUUUUGGGGUCACGAAGCAUCACCAAUAUUUGUACGGGAGGAAAUUCACUCUGCGGAGCGAUCACCGUCCCUUAAGCUAUAUUUUUGGAAAGAAUAAAGGAAUUCCGAUUACAGCGGCUAGUCGUUUGCAACGUUACGCCGUUAAGCUAGCAGCUUAUGAUUUCGAUAUAGAAUUUGUGUCAUCAAAAAAUAAUUGUUUUGCUGAUACUCUUUCGCGUCUUCCUCUUAAAUUUAUAGAUUGCAAUUUAAGAAGUGAAGAAUGCAGUUAUCUUAAUUUUGCACAAGAUAAUUUUCCGAUUAAUUUUAAAGAUAUUAAAAUUGAGACGGCUAAAGAUUCUUUGCUAAGCAAGAUUUAUGGGUUUAUACUAUACGGUUGGCCACCUAAAAGCGAAUUAAAUAAAAUAGAAUUAUGUUAUUCUAAUCGUAAAGAAAAUCUGCAUAUAGACCAAGGCUGCAUCGUUUGGGGUUAUAGAAUUAUCGUUCCUAGGUCUUUAAGGGAAAUCGUUUUAAAGGAAAUUCAUGAUGGACAUCCGGGUAUAAUUAAAAUGAAACAGAUUGCUCGUAAUUAUGUGUGGUGGGAUAACAUAGAUAGUGAUAUAGAAUGCAUGGCCCGUGAGUGUGCCGCUUGCCGCGAGACGCGGGCGGCGCCGCGUGCUGCGCCCGUGCACUCGUGGCCCUGGCCGAGCGAGCCAUGGUCGCGAAUACAUAUCGAUUUUUUGGGUCCCUUUAAUCAUGAUUACUACUUAAUUUUGAUUGACGCUCAUUCAAAGUGGAUAGAAGUAGAAAAAGUUAGCACGACGUCCGCGCGUUUAGUGAUUAAUUGUUUAAGACAAUGGUUUGCACGUUUCGGGUUACCUAAAAGAUUAAUAAGUGAUAACGGGCCUCCAUUUUCGUCAUCGGAAUUCGCAAACUAUUUACAACGAAAUGGAAUUAAACAUACGUUAAUCGCACCUUAUCAUCCCUCUAGUAACGGAGCCGCUGAAAAUGCGGUGCGUUCUAUAAAAUCAGUACUUAAAAAAGCACAGGUAGAUAGAACUGAUACUAGCGUUGCGCUUGCUCGGUUUUUAUUUUCGUACAGAAAUACGGAACAAUGCACGACAGGAGUCGAACCUGCAGUGUCUUUGUUAGGGAGACGUUUACGUGGGCGUCUUGAUUUGAUGCGACCCGAUACGGCUGAACGAGUGCGCGCCGCUCAGAUAGUGGAAGAGCAACGUCGACCAACGCCUUUGCGAAUUGCUAAGGAAGGUGAUCGAAUAUUCAUGCGAGAUUAUUCAAAAAAUAAUAGUAAGUGGGUCGACGGGAUUAUCACUGAUAGCCUUAGUCUCGUAUCAUAUAAAGUGCAAACGAGCGAUGGGCGGAAGCAUAAGCGGCAUAUCGAUCAAUUACUUACUAGAAAAUCGCGUUUUUCGUUAAGUCAGGCCGUGUCGGAGGGUGAGAGUAAUGAGAGGAAAGAGGGAGGAGGCAAUAGUGUUGAGGAUGAUGAGUGUAGUUUGAGCUCGCAAGGGCAGCAAGGUGUGGAUGAUGUGGAGGGUGACGGGGAGCAGCGGGACCUGGCCGCUUCACCAAAGUCCCCGGUACAUGAGCGUAUCUACAGGAAAGCUGCGUUGCGCUGCAUACGCAAACUUAAACGCAUGUAAACUAUAUGUAAUAUUAUAUUGUCAUUUACGUGUAAUUGUGCUAUUUUUGGUGUGGGGUAAAUAUUAUUUUAUGUAGGUAGUUUUGUAUGUUCCUUUUUAUACGUCAUUACUAUAUAUACAAUAUGUACAUGACAAAUAGUAAACUUUAAGUUAUAACAGUGUAAAAUGUUGUUUUGUUAACAUUAAGUUAUUUUUAGUGGGAAUCAGACUUAUUGAAUACUAGUUGAAUAUAUUAUAGUUGUUUAAUUAAGAAGGGAAAAGUGUUAUGUAUGAAAUGUAAUAAAAUGUAUGUGUAGGUAGACUGAAAUAAAUUAUAAAAGCAGUUUUGCAUUGA
This is a messenger RNA of Colias croceus (clouded yellow), 2415 nucleotides long. RefSeq lists its product as uncharacterized. Gene Ontology annotation, molecular function: nucleic acid binding. Lineage: Eukaryota; Metazoa; Arthropoda; Insecta; Lepidoptera; Pieridae. Gene Ontology annotation, biological process: DNA integration. The record is from RefSeq and is a predicted model, not a curated record. Bases 102 to 2081 code for a protein of 659 amino acids. The transcript has a single exon.